AUGGAGGAGCAACAAGCCAUCCUGAAGUUUUUCAGGACUCUCUCAGAGGAGGAGAAUGAGUACAUAAUGCAAGACGACAAGGAGCGAUCACAGAGUUUUAAUGUAAAGAAAAAUGGGGAUAUGAGUGUUGAAGAUGCUGUGGAGAAAAGUAGAGACUCUUCAUCACAUGUUAUAUUGCCUAAUGAAGGAGAGAAGUUGAAAUCUAACCCAGUUGGACAUAUAACUAGGAGAGAAGCAGGAAGUGACUCAGACAUGCUAGAGGAGGAGAGGAAUAAUGUCAACCUAACAGAGCAGCAGAGCGUGGCUGUGAACGCUGAGAAUGGCUCAGAGAAACAGAGCGCUGCAACAAAUCAAGACCAAAAUAAGAUGCCAGAUGGACACUGUGACAAAGUUAACAGCUGCAGCAAAGAGGGUUGUCACAUAUCGGAGAACUCGCUGGAUGAAUGUGCCUUGAAGGAAUCUCUGCAACCAAAUACAGGUUGGGAUUGUGUUGCACCAGUCAGCCUCAAGCAGGAUGACACUGAAGAAAACGACCAGAGAGGAACAAAAGACUACGAAAAGGUUCACUUCAGGGAAGAUGUCACGAGUAUUUCCAGUUCAGAUGUGGGUUUUGACCCAGAAGAAUCUGCCAAAACUAGAUCUAAAACCAAACAUGUAGUGAUAGCGUCGCCUCGGACAGGACCUGCAGUUGAGGAAACGGUUGAACCGAUAGUAACACCCACACUGGAGCAGACCGGUGGCCCUUCCUGCUUUACAGAUGACGAUGAAGAGGAGCGGGCAGGUGCAGAGGACAGCGAAGAAGAAGAAGAGAAAAGAGAUGCAUUUCCAGACUUCUCCGUCCAACCUCACCAUCCUCCCAGCCCAAAAGGCACUUCAAAUAUUUGUAUAACAUCUGCAGCUAACAACCCUCCGCCUGGAUCCACCUUCACCAGAGCCACCUUCACCCCAGGCUCCCCCACCGACAAGCCGCUCCCGGCCCUCUUCAGCGGCCUGAGGGUCCUGAGGAAGGGGGUGGUCGGGCCCGAGCACGACACCGUGGCCCAGAUCAAACCUUCAUCUCAAGGAGCAAGGAGGGAAAUCUACCCAGAGAGGCAAGGGGAUGCUAAAGUUCAGGGGAGCUUCCUGGACCAGAUCUCCAAUUUACUGAACAGGGAAAAGAGAGGAGAUGAGGAAGAGGAGAGGGAGAAAAUGGAGGCUGAGGGAGACCAGGAUGAGAUUGAGAUUGAAGAAAAUCAAAAGGAUGCGAGGAAAGACCUUGAAACCGAGGAAGAUGUUUUAUACGAGUCCACAAAACCUUCUCUGUCCAGUGCAGAGGCUGCAUUCGAUGCCUUCAAAGCUUUCUUCACCCCAAAGCCUUUGAAGAAGGACCCAGCGGAGAAGGUGGACCUGGAGGCCGUGAGGAAGAAGAUAAGAGCAGAUAAAGAUGUGCUAAGAGCGCUUUUUGAGAGAUCCUCCAAAAAGACGCCAGAGAAGAAAGACCCACCUGAUGGCAAAUCAGAAGCAGCCACCUCAGGAGAGGGAGAGGAAAGAACUCCUGGUCGUCUACAAGCCGUCUGGCCACCACUUAAGGAGGAAAAGGUUGGGCUCAAGUACACAGAAGCAGAGCACCAGGCUGCUCUCCUGCAACUGAAGAGAGAAUGUAAAGAAGAGCUGGAAAAGUUACAGGAGGACUUUGGUCAGGAACUCUCCCGACUGAGGGUGGAGAACGAGGACAAUGUCGCCCGUCUGGAGCUCACUCUGGCCCAGCUGCAGGCCGAACUCUCCCAGGGUGGGACCCGCAAACGUGGGGAAAGCAAAGAUGUCGCUGUAUCAACGGGAGACGACUUUUUAAACAAAUCUUUCCGCACAGUCUGCAUCCAGACCGACCGGGAAACAUUUGUAAAGACUCCUGAGGAUGGAGAAGGUGUGGGGAGAGCCUACGCGAGCCCUCAGCAGCAGAAGGUGACCCCCAAAAAGCUGGACCUGGCUUCUAUCAGCCUCAGCCUGGCCGGGCAAAGAGACGAUACUUUAUCUUCCUCAUCUUGUGACCCUCCAUCCCAAAUUCUUCCUCCACCUGGAAGCAUGCAACCUCCAUCAGAACAACAACCUGCUCCUUCUCAGACCACCAAAACAGACAAUCUGCCUCCUCCUCCUCCUCCUCCUCCUCCUCCUCCUCCUCUGCCUUGUUCGUCUUCCCCCCUAAACCACAUGCAGCCGUCAAAUGGCCCUCCGCCCCCGCCACCUCCUCCUCCAUCCAUGCCUGGCCUUAUACCCCCUCCACCUCCUCCUCCUCCAUCCAUGCCAGGCUUAGCUCCCCCUCCACCUCCUCCUCCACCAGUUGGGGGCUUCAAUGUUGAAGUACCUCCCAGGAAACCGACAGUGCAGCCUUCCCGACCCAUGAAGCCUCUUUACUGGACCAGGAUCCAGAUCCAGGACAAGAAGAACAAGACACUGUGGAACAUUUUAGAGGAACCAAAUAUAAUAAACGCCAGCGAGUUUGAGGAUCUCUUCGCCAAAACCACCACACAGACCAAGAGGAAGCCGCUGGCAGAGGCUUACCAGAAGAAAGCCAAAGCCAGGAAGAUCAUUAAGCUGUUGGACGGGAAGCGCUCUCAGGCCGUGGGCAUCCUUAUAUCUAGCCUCCACCUGGAGAUGAAAGACAUACAACAAGCUGUCCUGGCAGUGGAUCACUCUGUGGUGGACGUGGAGACAAUUGAAGCACUGUAUGAAAAUAGAGCGCAGCCAGAGGAACUGGAGAGAAUCAAGAAACACUACGAGACGUCAGAGGAAGAGGAAGUUAAACUGCUGGACAAACCUGAACAGUUCCUGUAUGAGCUGUCUCAGAUCCCAGAGUUUGCAGGCAGAGCUCACUGCAUCAUCUUCCAGUCAGCCUUCAUCGAUGGGAUCGCAUCCAUCCAACACAAGCUCAACACAGUUUCAUCUGUCUGUACGGCUCUGCUGGAGAGCGACGGUGUGACGGAGGUGAUGGGACUGGUGUUGGCUCUGGGGAACUACAUGAACGGAGGCAACAGGACCAGAGGUCAGGCCGAUGGCUUUGGCCUGGAGAUUCUACCCAAACUGAAGGAUGUCAAGAGCAAGGACAAUCGUAUCAGCCUGGUGGACUACGUGGUGUCGUACUACCUGCACAAUGUGGAUAAGCACGCCGGCACAGACAAGAGUAUCUUCCCACUUCCUGAACCUCAGGACGUCUUGCUGGCUGCACAGGUCAAGUUCGAUGACCUCAACAGAGACCUGAGACAGCUCGGACGAGAUCUGACAAGAUGCGAAAAAGAUGUACAGAAGGUUUGCUCUGAUUCUCCUGGAAAAAACCUGCAGCCGUUUAAAGACAAGAUGGAGGCUUUUGUUCUCAGCGCAAGAAAAGAACAUGCAGAAGCUUCCUAUCAGUUGAUGACUGUACAAAAAAGUUUUCAGGACUUGGUUCUGUACUUUGGACUGAAGCCCAAAUCGGGAGAGAAGGAGGUGACCCCCGGUCAUCUCUUGAUGCUCUGGUUUGAGUUUUGUUCCGACUUCAAGGCCAGGUGGAAGAGAGAGAACAAGACCAUCUCUAACGAGAGAUUAAAAGAGGCUCAGCUGUCAGUGAAGAGAAUCACAGCGGAGAAGAAGGUGGAGACCAGAAAGAUCAACCCCAACAGCCUGAAAGAGAGACUGCGUCAGAAAGAAGCCAACAUGUCUUCAACAUAGACUUACGAAAGGAGGUAUACAAGACCGAUACAUCGUGUUCAUCCCGCUAGAUGUGGACAACGAUAACAAACCAACUGUUUAUUAGUUAACACAAGAUUAACUCUAUGGAUUUAAAAAAAAAAAAAAAAAAAAAAACUUACUUUUACUUGACAAUGUAGAACUCGCAUUCAUUAUUCACUGACUUUUUAUAUAAUUUGCUACCUAAAUAUGUAAUAAAUGUGCAAUAUUUAGAAUUUCAUAUUAUAAAC
Messenger RNA from Perca flavescens (yellow perch), 3929 nucleotides. It is a transcript of the gene fmn1, whose product is annotated as formin 1. Gene Ontology annotation, biological process: actin nucleation; cortical actin cytoskeleton organization. Bases 1 to 3681 code for a protein of 1226 amino acids. The record is from RefSeq and is a predicted model, not a curated record. Gene Ontology annotation, molecular function: actin filament binding; microtubule binding. Gene Ontology annotation, cellular component: cytoskeleton; cytoplasm; actin filament. NCBI's taxonomy places the organism in Eukaryota, Metazoa, Chordata, Actinopteri, Perciformes, Percidae. The transcript is spliced from 17 exons.